UGCGAGAGAAUGAUAAUCCAAAUACUACCACUUUAAAGAGUGAUUUAUAAAGAGAGAAAAAGAAGAGAGAGAACCUCUUUAAUCCACUCAUGGAUUUGUCUUAAAUUGGAGUUGCAGUUACUUGAGUAUCCAUGGCGGCGUUGCAGGGUAAUUGCCUUUAUUUAAUGCACCAAACCAAUUAGACACAAACCUAAUCUUAAGCCCUCGGUGCUCUAUAUAUUAUGUUACAUAAAUAACUCCACAGAUUAUAAAUGAAUGGAGAUGUUCUCAAAAUUAGGGUACUCAAACAGUAGAGAAUGUCAGGUUUGUUUUCACUAGGAGGAAAAGAUCAAGAUCAACAUCAAGAGACCAAUUUCUACUUUUUCAAGAACGAGGAGAUCUAUAACAAGGGUUUCGAGCUAUGGCAACAAUACUAUCAUUUACACCAACAACAGAAGUCACAGCUUCAAGAUGUGGAUCUCUCUCUAGUAGCUGCUUCCGCUUCUAAUUACUCUUCAACUAAGAGAACAAUUACCACAACGGAUGGUGAUCAAGCACUUCUUUACAGAUCAUCGUCUUACGGUAGGAAUAUGAUGAGUGGAAGUAGUAGCAGUAGUAGUAUAAAUUGUCUGGAUUGCGGAAACCAGGCUAAGAAAGAUUGUGUGCACAUGAGGUGCAGGACUUGUUGCAAGAGCCGAGGGUUUCCUUGCCAGACUCAUGUUAAGAGCACUUGGGUUCCUGCGGCCAAGAGGCGCGAGAAGCAACAACAAUUACAUCUCUCUUCGGAACAACAACAACAACAACAACAACAACAACAACAACAACAACAACAACAACAACAACAACAACAACAACAACAACAACAACAAGAGCAUGACCAGAAUCAGCUGAGUCUGAUGAGAGCAUCGGAUAGUGUUAAAAGGCCAAGAGAGGAUCCACUCAACUGCACUUUGACAAGCCAUAAUUCAGGGCUAGAAGUGGGGCAAUUUCCAGAAGAAGUGAGCUCCACGGCCGUGUUUCGCUGUGUAAAUGUUAGGGCAAUGGAUGAUGCCGAAAAGCAGUAUGCAUAUCAAACCGCUGUCCAAAUCGGAGGCCAUGUCUUCAAGGGACUUCUUUAUGAUCAAGGCCCUGAACACCGAUUUGGCCCCGGUGAUACUUCUACUGGCGGAGCUCAACAGCCACUUAAUCUCACAACUGCAACUACUAAUUCUCCUGGAGUGACAUGGCUAGACUCUUCAACCACCUAUCCAACUCCACUCAAUGCUUUCAUGGCGAGUACACAAUUUUUUCCACCGCCAAGGCCUUAAGAUCGGUAGACAAAAUAAUGGUACUUACAUCAAUUCUGUAUCACGGUAUUUCCUUUAUCUUUUCACCCAACAAAAUCAUGAUUUAAUUGUCUCGGACGUCAAUGUAUGGUACCUAAGUGGUAACAAAUUUAUGCUCUUAUUAACAACGGGGAUUAUUAUCUCUAUAGGGUUGUAGGUAGUGACUGCUGUAAUUUAUUGAUGGUAGAAUGCAAUAUAUGAUGCUUGUAAGUUCUUUUCCUUAAAUCUUGAGAUUUUAGAAGAAUUUGUCACUUAACAUGAUAUCAAAGGCAGACUCGCACUUUAAAAUUUUAUGUCGCUUAACAUUUAUAACGACUAACGAGUGUUGAAAUCUCAAUCAGCUCAGACACAUCUACGCCUAAGUGUCAGUGCAAGGGUUCUCUCAAGAUAAGUGAGAGAGAUGUGAGGUUGAUUAGCUAAUUUGUUCAAGUUUCAAGCAAGAUUCUAUAUUGCUUAUGAUUGUUUAUCAGGAUUAGAGUUUGUAGUAAGUCCUCAACAAAUAUAUGUGAUCCGAUCCUUUAACUGUGCUUUUUGUAGUGUGUGUUUCAUGCUACAUAUGGUUACGUGCUUACAUUAUGUAAGACGAGCUUUUCGUUUCUUGAAUUCAUUCAAUAUUCUCCCUGUGCAUUCGAUUUGAUAUGAUUUGAUUUUUAAUCUGCUUUUUGGUUGGUUUUUGAACUCGAUGCUGCUUUCCCCGUUUACCCGGUCUCUUGCCGGAUAUUUAUGUGGCUAGUGCCUUUUAGCUCUCUUAAUCAUUCAGUGUUUAUCAGUUCAUGUCCAAAAUAUUGUCGAAUUAUAUUUACACAUUUCAUUUAAAUAAAUAUGUUAUAAUUUCAUAUAUCUUGUUUGGUCUGAGGUGCCCUAAAAUAAUAUUGUUAAUAUUGAUAUGCCUUUAAUUUUCUUUACUCGGAAUGUUUGUCUCUAGAGUUCCAUCAUGCAGUUCUCAUCUACAUACCUUUAAAUAUUUGUGAUCAAGAAUGGAAGGCCUGCUUCAAGCCUUCAACUCAGAGAAUCUGUCUCCUGUUUGCCAUAUAUUUUGCGUGAAAUGUGUAUCUUCUGUCUAUCAAUAAUCAAU
Molecule: messenger RNA, 2379 nt
Organism: Daucus carota subsp. sativus
Lineage: Eukaryota; Viridiplantae; Streptophyta; Magnoliopsida; Apiales; Apiaceae
Product: protein EXPRESSION OF TERPENOIDS 1
Exons: 2
Coding region: 297-1286 (329 amino acids)
Biological process (GO): positive regulation of DNA-templated transcription
Cellular component (GO): nucleus
Molecular function (GO): DNA-binding transcription factor activity; DNA binding
Source: RefSeq, a predicted model, not a curated record